Molecule: messenger RNA, 2989 nt
Organism: Purpureocillium takamizusanense
Lineage: Eukaryota; Fungi; Ascomycota; Sordariomycetes; Hypocreales; Ophiocordycipitaceae
Exons: 3
Coding region: 444-2609 (721 amino acids)
Cellular component (GO): nucleus
Molecular function (GO): protein binding
Source: RefSeq, a predicted model, not a curated record
GACAUGAUGUGCCGCUGCCUCGAACGCUGCGCUACACGUGGUAGAUUUAUCGCAGAGCUUCAACCCACAACCAACCGACCAUCCUAGACACGAGUUGUCCUCCACGCCAUCCACAUUGGCGACGGGUGCGCCGAAAGGGGCUUCCGGCCGACUCACACAGUGACGCAGCCCAGCAUCGCCAGCCCUGACUCGACGCUGUCUUGCUCGCCGCCAGCCGGGCACGAGGCGGGGACCCUGCGCGCCGUUGAGCCCGCAGCCACGGUGCACGCCGAAGAGUGUGGUGGCGGACCGCAAGGUUCUCGAGGCAUUCCAGGUUGGCGUGACACUGGAACCCGGCUCUCCUCGCCCCUUGGCUCGACGACCUCCCGCGCGCGCGUGCGUGGACGAGCAGCAGGGACGCAGUCGUCUGCCAGCGCGACUCGGAGACAACGACGCUGCCAUCCAUGAGCCAAUCACAACAGCAGUCCCUGGCGCGACGGCCGGUGGGAGCUGCGCCUGGCGGUGCCCCUGGGGGUGGAGGUGCUCACGGGGGCGCCGCGUUCCAGUACAGUGGCGCCGGCGCCGGCGGCGGUGGUGCUGGUGCCAGUGCAGGUGGCAGCGCUGCGGCUGCUGGCCCUCCUCACCUCCCUGCUGCUGCAUCUGCUCUCGGCGUCUCAGCCGCCCCGGCGUCAGUCGUUCCAGCUGGCGUUAGCGCGGCGACGACGGUGGCUGCUGUUGCAACGCCCGCUGACGGGGGCAGGCAGGACGAGCUGCACAUGUCUGCGGCACCCGCGAACAGCACCACCACCACGGCGUCCAGCCCCCACGCCGGCCAACCGCAGCAUCAGAUGGCAUCGUCGUCGGCCUCGUCGCGCGACUACGCGCCGCACAUCAAGCUUGACCAGCCUCCCGCGCCUGCCAGCGCCUACGGCCAGCACCACCACCACUCGCAGAGCCCCGCGAGCUUCUCCGUGCCCAACAUCCUCCAGCCUGGCGGCAUGUCGCGCCAACCCGCAAUGUCGCCCAAUGCGGCGCCCACCAUGCACGGCUCCCUGCCUCCGCCCUCGGCCGCCGCGCCCGCGUCGUCGUCCUCGCAGCCAGUCUCCUCGCACGACUACCACCAGCAGGCUCCAUCGAAGCCAUCCCUAGUCAUGCCGCACUCUCACUCCUACUCCCGCUCCAGCCCAGCCGCGGCCGCCUACGACACGCCGCCGUCUGCCUCGUACCAUGCCUACACGCCCACCACGCCUGGUGGCUCCUCAUCGCAGUUCAUGUCCCCCGGCGACGCUGCGAAAUACAAUGCCCCGGGCUCUCAGCGCAACUUCUCCAACACGCCGCUUGGUCUCGCCGACAUCCGGCCACGCGCCGAUUCGAGCAUGUCGGACGGCGGCCCCGGGUCUAUGGGCCAUGACCUGGUCAACGCCCAGCCCGGGCCCAGCAACUAUCUGGCUCCCUGGGCCGUAUAUGCCUUCGACUGGUGCAAGUGGCGGCCCCAGGGCAAUGGCGCCGGCAAGCUUGCCGUCGGCAGCUACCUCGAGGACGGCCACAACUUUAUUCAGAUCCUCGACAGCCAGGUUGUUCAAGCUCCGCCGGAGGUAUACACACCGGGCGCGUCCAAGUAUAGUCUCGAGUUCAACAAGGUGGCUGAGGCGACGCAUUCGUAUCCCGUCACCCGUCUUCUAUGGGAGCCCCCUUCCUCCCAAAAGCAAUCCACUGACCUCCUUGCCACCUCUGGCGAUCAUCUCCGGCUGUGGUCACUACCUUCAGAGACUCCAGCAAAUCCGGGCAACAACAUCACCCGCGCGUCGCGGGACGCCGCAAUCACCAAGCUGACUCCCCUCGCUCUGCUCUCCAACUCCAAGACACCAGACCACACUGCUCCACUCACAUCUCUCGACUGGAACACGGUCUCGCCGAGCUUGAUCAUUACGUCCAGCAUCGACACGACCUGCACCAUCUGGGAUAUCCCUUCACUUACAGCCAAGACGCAGCUCAUCGCGCACGACAAGGAGGUUUACGACGUGCGUUUCUGCGCAAACAGUGUCGAUGUGUUCGUCAGCUGCGGUCAGGAUGGCAGUGUCCGGAUGUUUGACUUGCGCAGCUUGGAGCACUCAACCAUCAUCUACGAGCCCACUGGCAAGGAGGACAGAGAGAACGCCGGACGGGUAAGCCCGACGACAGCACAGCAGUCCAUGACGACGCCUCCGCCAUUGCUACGCCUGGCCACGUCCCCUCACGAUACCCAUCUAUUGGCGACGUUUGCGCAGGACUCCAAUAUCAUUCGCAUCCUGGAUGUCAGACAGCCUGGCCAAGCGCUCCUCGAGCUGCGUGGGCAUACAAAUUCCAUCAACUGCCUCGAGUGGUCACCGCUGCGACGAGGCACGCUUGCGUCUGGAGGCGACGAUUGCCAGGUUCUGAUAUGGGACCUCUUAUCGUCGAACUCAUCGGUGGGCGGCCCGCCCGUGAAUGGGACGCCGCAGCAAGACAACCAUCGCAACCCGGUUGCCUGCUGGGACUGCGAGUAUGAAGUUGGCAACCUCGGCUGGGUACCACAACUUCCAAAUGCUGAUUACGGUGAGUGGCUCGGCGUAAGCGCCGGGCGCGGAGUCUGGGCUACGCGGUUGAUGUGACGUAUCGCGUGAGGCCGUUCACGGUGGGUGGCUAGACUGUCAUGAACAGCGGUCGGUCGGGCAGGACCAGCAUCUUCGCGUGGUUUUGUCACAGAACACGAGUGCGCGUCGGCUGGAGGACCCUGGAGAUGUUGCGGCAGCGUGCAUGUUGAAACAUCAGGAUCGUUGGCGGUAGCCCUGCGCGCGGCCUUUGGACUGGCGAAUGCUGGUCGGAGGGUAGCAAAGCCGCCGGUGCUGCUCGUCUCUACUCUGGCCGACGUUGAUGGGCGUGGUUAUGGUGUCAAUUGCAUGCACGAGAGAGGUGAAUAUUCCGAGGCAACGGCAAUUGUAUGGUGCAUCCUUGCGCCAGCUUAGCAUACGACUCAAAAAUAGAACAUGAC